This is a messenger RNA of Leptosia nina, 681 nucleotides long. The record is from the annotation of a GenBank genome assembly. NCBI's taxonomy places the organism in Eukaryota, Metazoa, Arthropoda, Insecta, Lepidoptera, Pieridae.
AUGGUAUCGAAUGGUAACUUCUAUGUCCCUAAAAAAGCUGUUAAACGAAGUCGAAACAAGUUUACAGGGAAAUCCAAGAGUGCACCAAGUAUGUCGUCUAGAUCUAUUUCACGUACGCAAAACUCCACCUCUUCCGUGGCGAGUGAAACAUUCUUAGAAUCUUCCUUUACCACUAACGACACAUUGAGUAUGAUCUCCACACCCUGGACUACAGAAUCGUGGGAAUCUCAGACAGUAUCUUCUGGGGACACGUGUACUUUAACAUCUAGUUCGAGCAGUGGCCUGAUCUAUUUAUCGUCAUUGUCUUUCGAUCCUAAAACGUCGUCAUCAUAUGGUCCUGUAAGUAUUGAUUUUGUGAGCACGAGUAGAAAUACGUUAACCCUGUUUCAUAGUAGUACCAUACCACGAGGAAGCGUCCUAAUUCCGCCAUUGGAGAAACUGUCCAGCUCAUCAGCAACUCUAAGCUCUUGGACAAUAGAAUCGUUUUCGAGUGACGGAAGACUAAACUUUAACUCCAAAUUUAUGAAAGAUUGGAACUUUAGUCCACUUUCUGUGUUUAGCGGUACCGAUAUUUACCCAAGCACGUUGCAAUCGAAGACUUUUGCGUCCACUCCAACAAUGCUCUCUGAUAGUUUCGACAUGAUAAUUAAGGAACAGAACGAUAUAAUGGUAACUAAUUAA